AUGGAAAAGGAAGUAAAUAAUGUGGAAGAGGAAGUCAAUAAUGUGGAAGAGGACGCCAAUAAUGUGGAAGAGGAAGUCAAUAAUGUGGAAGAGGAAGCCAAUAAUGUGGAAGAGGAAGCCAAUAAUGUGGAAGAGGAAGUCAAUAAUGUGGAAGAGGACGCCAAUAAUGUGGAAGAGGAAGCCAAUAAUGUGGAAGAGGAAGCCAAUAAUGUGGAAGAGGAAGCCAAUAAUGUGGAAGAGGAAGCCAAUAAUGUGGAAGAGGAAGCCAAUAAUGUGGAAAAGGAAGUAAAUAAUGUGGAAGAGGAAGUCAAUAAUGUGGAAGAGGACGCCAAUAAUGUGGAAGAGGAAGUCAAUAAUGUGGAAGAGGAAGCCAAUAAUGUGGAAGAGGAAGCCAAUAAUGUGGAAGAGGAAGUCAAUAAUGUGGAAGAGGACGCCAAUAAUGUGGAAGAGGAAGCCAAUAAUGUGGAAGAGGAAGCCAAUAAUGUGGAAGAGGAAGCCAAUAAUGUGGAAGAGGAAGUCAAUAAUGUGGAAGAGGAAGCCAAUAAUGUGGAAAAGGAAUCAAAUAAAUGUUGUUGUGGAAGGGGGGAGACGGUGUAA
This is a messenger RNA of Procambarus clarkii (red swamp crayfish), 597 nucleotides long. RefSeq names its product tropomyosin-1-like. Gene Ontology annotation, cellular component: membrane. The record is from RefSeq and is a predicted model, not a curated record. NCBI's taxonomy places the organism in Eukaryota, Metazoa, Arthropoda, Malacostraca, Decapoda, Cambaridae. Gene Ontology annotation, biological process: signal transduction.